CAGGAGGAUUUGUUGAUGUCACACACGGCGCGUCCCAAGUGAGCAAGCUGAAGCUUAUGGGAAGGUAGAUGCUGGCAGGUCGCUCUUUGCCCUGUAGUAUUCGUUAUAACCCGUGAUGACAUGCCUGGGUAAUGCACAAAAUGAUCGACUGAGUCAUCAGCUCCUACUUUUCCUCCGGCUGUUUCAUUCACUCACUUGGCACGAAAUGAAAUCUCUGCGAUGAGCAUUUUGGGCAUGGGCAGAUGCUCAGUAGGCUGAUGCUAGCUUGCAAAAGCUUGGGGUUGCCUCGGCAACUUACAAAUCGGCCCACAGAACUGAAAGUGGCAGCAGCAGCCACCAGGGAGCCCGGGAGAACGGAGGCAGAGCCGGAGACAUGAGGCGAGACUUGCAGCGCCGGAGGUUGAUAGUCCUCAUUCUGCUAUUUAUUGCAGCCUUCCUAGUGUACAGAUUAUCUCUCCCAUCACAACAAAUUUCCUUUACAAACAUGCCUCGAACGAGUGGCUUGAAGAUUGGAAAUUCUCACUUUUUGUUAAAUGAUAUACCCUACAGAAUUCUGGGUGGGUCUAUGCACUAUUUUAGAGUACCAACGGCGUAUUGGAGAGAUCGCAUGAAGAAGAUGAAGGCCUGUGGCAUUAAUACCCUUACAACAUAUGUGCCCUGGAAUUUGCAUGAGCCAGGGAAAGGCACAUAUGACUUCAAUAACGGACUUGACAUAAGUGAGUUUUUAGCUGUAGCAGGUGAAAUGGGAUUAUGGGUAAUAUUGCGCCCUGGUCCAUACAUAUGUGCAGAAUGGGACCUUGGAGGUUUACCAAGCUGGCUACUCCGUGACAAAGACAUGAAGCUGCGCACAACCUACCCAGGUUUCACUGAGGCAGUAGAUGACUAUUUUAAUGAACUUAUCCCAAGGGUAGCCAAGUAUCAGUAUUCAAAUGGUGGACCAAUAAUCGCAGUUCAGGUGGAAAAUGAGUAUGGUUCUUAUGCCAAGGAUGCUAACUACAUGGAGUUUAUAAAGAAUGCCCUUAUUGAGAGAGGUAUUGUGGAACUCCUACUUACAUCUGAUAACAAAGACGGAAUAAGCUAUGGAAGUCUGGAAGGCGUUCUUGCCACGGUUAAUUUUCAGAAGAUUGAACCAGUUCUUUUCUCGUAUCUGAACUCUAUUCAGCCUAAGAAACCUAUUAUGGUGAUGGAAUUUUGGACAGGCUGGUUUGACUACUGGGGAGGGGAUCACCAUCUUUUUGAUGUUGAAUCGAUGAUGUCCACUAUAUCAGAAGUGCUUAAUCGUGGAGCCAACAUUAAUUUGUAUAUGUUCCAUGGCGGAACUAAUUUUGGAUUUAUGAGCGGAGCUCUGCACUUCCAUGAAUAUCGCCCAGAUAUUACCAGCUAUGAUUAUGAUGCCCCACUUACAGAGGCUGGUGAUUAUACAUCCAAAUUUUUUAAGAUCCGAGAACUUUUUGGCGAUUACAAUGCGGAAAAACCUCUUCCACCAGUGCCAAGCCUUUCCUUAAAGGCUUCCUAUGGUCCUGUAGAACUGAAACGCUGUUUGCCUUUGUGGGAAGUUUUGCCCUUUGUAGAAGAGCCAUUUAAAUCAGCAGAACCAGUAAAUAUGGAAAACCUACCAGUGAACGAUGGAAAUGGGCAGUCAUAUGGAUAUACCUUGUAUGAGACCAUUAUUUACGGAGGAGGAAAAUUCCACACCAAGGGAAAUAUUCAUGACAGAGCCCAGAUAUUUGCUAGCAGCCAGUCUAUUGGCACAGUAGAUUAUAAAAAGGAAGAACUGGAUAUUCCUGAGGUUCCGGCUUACAGAAAACUGUCAAUACUGGUAGAGAACUGUGGAAGAGUGAAUUAUGGACCCAUGAUAGAUAAUCAGCGCAAAGGUAUUGUUGGCGAUGUGUAUCUGAGAGACAACCCUUUAAAGAAUUUUAAGAUAUACAGUUUGGACAUGAAUUCAACUUUUAUGAACAGAAUUAAUGAAGUUCACUGGUCUGACCUAUCGGAGUGCAAAUCAGGGCCUACAUUCUACCAAGGUGCACUGCAUGUUGGGCCUACACCAAUGGACACCUUUCUUAGGUUGCAGGGGUGGAAAAAAGGAGUUGUGUUUAUAAAUGGCAAAAACUUGGGACGUUAUUGGGAUAUUGGACCUCAGGAGACUCUUUUUAUCCCAGCACCCUGGUUAUGGCCAGGGGUCAAUGAAAUUACAAUAUUUGAAGAGUAUGCGGCUGGCUUGACAUUGUUCACUUUGGACACGCCGAUACUUGGAAAAACACAGUAUGUGGAAUAACUGCUGUCACAUAAAUCUAUGAAAGAAGAAUCAUCCCUAAAAUCAUCAAAUGUCAUCAGCUGACAGUACUGAGGAUUCCUAUUCAGAAUACACAAAAUCACUUUUUAUUAGGGAGCAUGUGAAGCUGACCCUCAAGGCAAUAACAAACUAAAAUAUGGAAAUAAAGUCCUGAUUUCUGAAAAAGGGGAACCACCACUAAAUUAUGAAAGUCUAGAUUUAAUUUUUUAAAUUUAUUUAUAAAAAAACGUGGGCACUUAAGGGAUAUUUCACAACCCGAAUCAAAAUUUCACAGCAACUCGUUAGUUUUGGGCUAUUUAGUUGAACUAUGGCAAGCAAUUUAUAAUGGCAAAGAUAUAAUCAAGAACAAAUGUUUACUCUUCUCCAACACUCCUCAAUCUUUUGGAUUUAAUACUAGACAGCCUUCUUGCUGCUGUUGGUUUAAGCAGUUGGGUUUAUCAGGUUUAUGCAAUGUGGCCUUUAUGUCUUCCAAGUGAUCAAUCUUCCUACAGGUUUAGAAUGAAAACAAAUCAAACAAAAGAAACCAAUGCUUGAAACUGUAUUUCCAAAGACAGCCUACUGUGUGCUUAACGCCAUAGUCAUUCUUUUAAAAUGUGCACUGCUGUGGGCUAUGCCCUUGCCCAGUGUAUUUACUCAGGGGUAAGUAAAGACACUUCCUGUCUGUACAAAUAUCUUCUUUAAUUUAUUUAUUUAUAAAAACUGAGCUGCUUGGAUGUAUUUAAUUUAAACAUAAAAAUGUGAUUGAAUGCCACGUGUCUGCCUGUUGUGUGUCAUUUUAUUUUCCCAGCCCCCUCCUAAUACUAACUCUGCUCAGUUAAUUCAGGUCUUGGCCACCUCUACAUCAAAAACUUUAUGCAAAGCUAUUUAAGAGAAUGUUACUUCAUCCCCAAUAAUGCCUGCUAUCUGCAAAUGUGCCUUUAGUCAUCGAGCCUGCUAACUUGUGGUUAUCUUUCAUUCUGCAUCUACUUUUACUACGUACACUCAUUUCCUACCUAAAUCAAUUGCUUUCUGCUAUUGAAUAUCUCUAAAAUGCAAUUGUGACUAACCAAAGAUGCAACAAAAAUGUAUUAUAUCAUAACAUCAUACAUUGAUAAUUGUAAAUUUCCGCUAACUGUCCUUUAUUUUCCUUAUGCUUCUGCUUCUUUCCAGCUUGAAAUUUAAAAUGCAAUCUGCUUGACAGGGUCACUGACCCCAACAACCAAAAAUAAUUCCUCUGUGACACCUGUUAUUGUUAUAUUUUCACUAUACGUUAUAUAUGGGCCCUCUCCUAGCCUCUCAUUCAAACCUCUGCCUGCUUGCUAGGUUAAACACACUUCUAGCAACCAGAUAUAUUAUGAAAUUCUAUAAAGGUAUGGGACCCCUUAUCCGGAAACCCAAUAUCCAGAAAGUUCAGAAUUACAGAAAGCCUGUCUAACUCCAUUUUAAUUAAAUAAUUCAGAUUUUUAAAAUUGAUUUCCCUUUUCUCUGUAAAAAUAAAACAGUACUUUGUAUUUGAUCCCAACUAAGAUAUAAUUAAUCCAUACUGGAUGCAAAAUAAUCUUAUUGGGUUUAAUUAAUGUUUAAUUGAUUUUUUAGUAGACUUAAGGCAUGAAGAUCCAAAUUACGGAAAACCCCUUAUCCAGAAUACCUUUGGUCCCCAGCAUUCUGGAUAACGGGUCCUAUACCUGUACUGGCGAGCUGCUAAACAAAAGAACUAAUUCAGGAACCAUGAAAAAUUAAAUUGAAUACCAAAUAUUAAUUGUCUGCAUCAUACAACAAUUUUUUUUUAAAAUUGAAAUGACCCUUUAAUAAUCCUAUUUGAUUUUUAAAGCUUUGCACUGAUUCCCUUUGCACAUCUGUUGUCUUAGUUCCUCUUGUAGAUUGUUGUAAGUUUUCCAAUAAUGGGCCCUCUGCACCUGUUCCAUUGGAAUGUAUUUGUAUAUGUAUAUGCCUUACUCUUAUUGUGCUAUAUGUGUCAUGUUUGUGCUUUAUAUAUACCUGAUAAUAAAAAUCACAAUAUUAAAGGGAUUGCAUACUUGUAAACACUGA
This is a messenger RNA of Xenopus tropicalis (tropical clawed frog), 4324 nucleotides long. It is a transcript of the gene glb1l2, whose product is annotated as galactosidase beta 1 like 2. Gene Ontology annotation, molecular function: hydrolase activity, hydrolyzing O-glycosyl compounds; beta-galactosidase activity. Gene Ontology annotation, biological process: carbohydrate metabolic process. The record is from RefSeq and is a predicted model, not a curated record. The transcript has 19 exons. Bases 374 to 2278 code for a protein of 634 amino acids. NCBI's taxonomy places the organism in Eukaryota, Metazoa, Chordata, Amphibia, Anura, Pipidae.